GGCGCCGGCGCCGCUGCCGUCGGGGGCCGGCGACCCGGGGGCGCCCUGGCCCGGGGCGGCCGCGAGCUGAACGGCACCGCCCGAGCGCCCGGCGUCCCGGAGGCGGGGAGCCGGCGGGCACAGCCCGCGGCGGCCGUGGCGGCAGCCAGCUCCGCCGUCACUUACGAGACGUGCUGGGGCUACUACGACGUGAGCGGCCAGUACGACAAGGAGUUCGAGUGUAACAACAGCGAGAGCGGCUACCUGUACUGCUGCGGCACCUGCUACUACCGCUUCUGCUGCAAGAAACGCCACGAGAAGCUGGACCAGCGCCAGUGCAACAACUACCAGAGCCCGGGGUGGGUCCAGACGCCCAGCACCAAGGUGGUGUCGCCGGGGCCCGAAAACAAGUACGACCCGGAGAAGGACAAGACCAACUUCACCGUCUACAUCACCUGUGGGGUGAUCGCCUUCGUCAUUGUGGCCGGUGUCUUCGCCAAGGUCUCCUAUGACAAGGCCCACCGCCCUCCGCGGGAGAUGAACAUCCACAGGGCGCUGGCUGACAUCUUGAGACAACAGGGACCAAUCCCCAUAGCACACUGUGAAAGAGAAACGAUCUCGGCUAUCGAUACCUCCCCCAAAGAGAACACGCCGGUUAGAUCGUCCUCCAAAAACCACUACACCCCUGUGCGGACGGCCAAGCCGACUCCAGGACAUUAUGGGAAGGAUGCUUACCGAAGUGGAGGACCUGAUCUCCAUAAUUUCAUCUCAUCUGGAUUUGUCACAUUAGGAAGAGGACACACGAAGGGUGAUCAUCAGUAUAACCAUCCGAUUUUACGCAGUGCUACCCAGACCCCUACACAUGAGAAGCCACGAAUGAACAACAUCCUGACAUCAGCCACUGAGCCCUACGACCUGUCCUUCUCCCGCUCCUUCCAGAACUUGGCCCACCUGCCCCCAUCCUAUGAGUCUGCAAUGAAAGCCCACCCCAGCAAGUACUCGUCCCUGAAGAGGCUAACUGACAAGGAGGCUGAUGAGUAUUACAUGAGGAGGCGGCACCUGCCUGACCUGGCCGCCCGUGGCACUCUACCCCUCAACGUCAUCCAGAUGUCCCAACAGAAGCCCUUGCCGCGAGAGCGUCCCCGCCGGCCCAUCCGGGCCAUGUCACAGGACAGGGUCCUGUCCCCACAGCGGGGUCUGCCUGAUGAGUUCGGCAUGCCCUACGACCGCAUCCUGUCAGAUGAGCAGCUGCUCUCCACGGAGCGCCUGCACUCCCAGGACCCACUGCUGUCCCCGGAGCGGACGGCCUUCCCAGAGCAGUCCCUGUCGCGGGCCAUCUCGCACACGGACGUCUUUGUGUCCACGCCCGUGCUGGACCGCUACCGCAUGACCAAGAUGCACUCCCAUCCCAGUGCCUCCAAUAACUCCUACGCCACGCUGGGCCAGAGCCAGACGGCGGCCAAGCGCCAGGCCUUUGCGUCACGCAGACACAACACAGUGGAGCAGCUGCACUAUAUCCCCGGCCAUCAUACCUGCUACACAGCCAGCAAGACUGAAGUGACCGUGUGACCAACCGGACAGGGCCAGGCGCCUGGCGGGGCAGGGCAGCGGCAGCAGGGGCCUGGAGUGGAGCUUCUCGUCCCCACGCGUCUCCCUUCCCUGGUCCCUUCUGUAGGAGGUGGGGGUAGGCCAUCUUUGCCCAGACAGCCAUACGCCCAGGACAUAGCCCGAUGGCCUGACAUGGCACACUCAGACCUGGGAUACAGAGCAGUCACUCUCACUCUUCCAGAAGAGUCAAAGGGGAGUGAGGAGAGGGGCCAGACCCAGUCUCACCCUCCCCGCCACCAACUCCCUUUCAGUCCCAUGUCCCCUCUCCCCUUCCUGGAGGCUCAGCUGCAGGUUCUGUCAGCCAGGAGACCCUGGCCUGACCCUGGUCCGAAGUUGCCUGGGUUUGAACUGGCCAGUGGGUGCAGUCGAUGGGCUGACCGAAAAGGGUACUCGGUCUUAUUCAUUUACCUAGAACCGCACCACAGGAAUCUUCUAGUGCCUAAAAACUGCCUGCUCACUCUCUCGAGCCAGGGAGCUGCUGUGUCCAUAAGCACAAUAACAAUCUCUUUUGCCUGCUGGAACUUUCUGGUUCCCACUGAGUGGCCCUUCUUUCGCUGAUGCCCCAUGCCCCUCCCCGAGCCUCCUCGGGAUAGGGAGGGUUUUCCUUCCCUCAGCUGCCUCCCCACUGUUGGGAACCCUGCCCAGGUCCAGCUGGCUGCCCCGCCCAUAAGAUCCCUUUUACCACUCUUCUGGGGAAAUCUGCCCCUUCCCUAGCCCUAGAUGUUUCACCCCCAAGUUCCCUGGCGCUUUGCUCUAGCCCUCCCAGAGGAGAGUAGCAGUGGGGUACAGGGACUUUUGGGGUGCCCUCCCCAGCAGCCUGAUUAUGUUCUCCAUGCCUCUUGGUCUGAACAAUGACCCACCACUCAGGCCUGCCUUCCCCUCCCCUGCUCUGCUCCCUAGAGGCAUCUGCCCAUGGCCAGAGAACUGCGGGUGGGGAGGGCCACUGUGAUGCCCUGGAUUUCAGGAGCUCACCAUUCCCAUUGUCCAGGGCUCCACCUGUCUCCCACAUGCACGUCAGGCAGGAUGGAGGCAGAGGCUUCUAAAUAGGGGUGGCUCAGCCCCCAGUCAAGGAGGACCCGAGUCCCUUGUCCUGCACCUUGCCCGCUCCUCUAUCCCCAUCAGUGCCCACUGCUUGGCCCCUUCUCAAUUUAGAACUUGCUCUCUCUGCCUGUUUCCCCUUCUCCGACCUCUCUUCCCCCUGUAGCUCCAUUACUCCCUCCUGGUUGUUGCUGCUUCAGACCAGUGCCUCCUCUGGAUCAAAAGGACAGAGACCCAUUAGCAAAUGCAAAUAAGGUCCUUCUGGCUAUUGGUCUGGGGGCUAACUGGGCUGCUCCCCAGUCCUUCUUCUACAGGGGGCACUAGGGCACCAGGCAGAUCCAUGCCCUCAGCUCUGUUGGGGACUGCCCCUGCCAGCCCAUCUCAGCCCCUUCCUUGCCUCCAACCUGGAGGGUGAGAUGGAUGUGACAACCUCCUGGAUAGUGGACAGUGAACUAAGCAGCAUCCACUCUCCCAAGACCAGAGCCAGAAAUGGGGAGAAAAGGGGCUCCUCCAUUCUUAAGGCCAGGGCACAUCCUUGGGUUGGGGCUUGGGAAAUCAGCUCCCGACUACUGGGUGAAGGUAUGAUACUAAAAAUGUGACUGUCACCAUAGUCAGACUCCAGAAGCAAUGACCUUAACCUGGGAUUUUAGAUUCCCCCAGUUCUGCAUACAAUAUGUGUGGCCCUUUAAAAGGGGGGUGGGGUGGGGAGAACUUCCCAGUGUCACCCUGGGAAUUUUUAAUCUAACCAAGUACACUAUCCACAGAGAAAUCAAUUGACUGAUUCCUCUUAUUUCAAGAGUUCCAAAGCUCGUCUCCCCCAAAUGCUCCCCAGUGUAUGAAUCAGGAGGGGAUUACAGCUCAGGGUGAUGAAACAGCCUUCAGCCUCCCCACUGGGGUGGUGUCACUAGGACUCGGAGGCUGUGAGGACAGGGAUAACUCUCUGCCUUCCUCCCCUACAAACACAUAAACCUUCUCAAGGGCUGGUCCCCAGGGGUUUAUGAAAGUGUUCCAGAGGCAAGGCUAAGAGGGUUGGGCUGGAGGAGGUCAAUCUAAACAGAGCAGUUGGUGACUUCCAGAAACAAAGGUAUGUCUCAUAGCUGGUCCCCUAAACCCAUGGCCUUCUAACCCAGCCCUUGGCAAGUCCCCUUGAAGGCUGCCUGUUGGCUCACAGGGGAAAGGAUGUGGGUGGGUGAGAAUCCCCUCACCAAGUAUCUAUACACACAUACACCCCAAACCAGAAACCUGAUCUCAUCUCCCUCAUCUUGUAUGAGAGGCGUCUUCUCAGCAUCAAGUUCUCCAGCCCUGUCUGUCUGUCUCAGGGGUUGAUAGAUAGCUUGAUUCCAAAACAUUUCUCAUCCCCGCCUUACUGCUGUCCAGUUUAAAAUCUCUGGUGUCAGUGGGGUCAGAAAGUUCUACCUGAACCCUUACUUCUUUUAAAUGAUUCUUCUGCUUCACCAUUGGGUCUGGAAUGAAGGAAGGGAAUGAGGGAGGGAGGUGGAAGGGAGAAAAAGGAGAGAAGUCUACAAACUUGCUUCAAUUCAGUCCCUCAUUUCAAAAUUCAUAAGAUCGUGUCUUAACUAGGACACAGAAGUAUCUCAUUUACGCAGUCGUCCCAUCCAUGUUUGCAGAACAAGCUUAGCCACAUUACUGGACAAGUUUAUAUCAGAUAAGAGAGGAUUCUGGGGCUGGAACCCAGAAUUCCAGCCCCACCAGCCCUCCCCUACAAUUAAAGUCCCCCUCCCCCAGCAAGGGAAGCCCAAAGCCCCCCAUUUUCCUCUGCUUGCUUUGUUCUUUGUACAAGUCUCCAUUGCUCUGAUUGGAAUGGACUGAAUCUGCACAGGCUCUCUCUUGCCCUAAACGUUCUUGCUGGUCUACUUGGCCUUAAUGGCAGUGAAACUCUUACUCGUGCUCUUCCACCUUUCCUGUCUUGUUCCUCCAGUUAACUCUUGGCUCCAUGAAUUCAUAAGCCACAAUUCCCAAGAAUUCCUUUAACCCCCUAACUGGGCUUCUGCCCUCAGGGCUCCCCAGUAUCUUGGGUGAUGGGUCUGCCUUCUAGAAAGUUCCAAUCCUUCCCUUAAUUUACAUUUCUCUUUCCCUUUCCACUCUUCCACCCUGAAACUCCUGUUGUAACCCUAGUCUUCUAUGCCAUUCAGUCUUUCCUUCCUCUCAUUUCCCUGGCCCUGGCUUCUUCCUCAAUUUACCUUUCUCCAUCCCUGCUUUUUUUCCCCUCGGUCCUUCUAGUUCUAUAACUUAGAGCUCUCAAUGAAAACAAUCAAAGAACCAGACAUUCUUCAUGUCUUCUGUUUGCCUCACUGGUUUAUCCUUUUCCUCCUGUCCCUAUGAGACGAUACCCCAGGGCACGUAGCCAAGCGCUCUCCCCUUCUGAUCUUUGGGAGGAAAGGGAGGGAAGCUGCCCUGUCAGAGGCAUCGUGACUCAAAGAUCAGCUUUGGUUCCUGCAGCUGGCAAGUCCCCUGAAGCUCCUGCCCCGGCCUGUCACUAACCCAGAGACUCCUACUCUGGCCAAAGAUUCAUAUCCUUGAGGGCUCUCAGCCACUGUUCCACCUCACUUACACCUGUCCUGCUUACGUGUGUCACAGAUCCCCCUUUGUUCUGAAAGAUUGGAGAGCCUCAUAACUCUCCAAGCAUGGAGAAAUACCCAUUCCAAUAACCCUGCCACCAAACAAUCCAUGUUCUUCAGAGAUACCUUGUCUGCCACCAGCCUUCCAUCCUCAGAGUCCAUCCACAGGCAAAUGUGGACUUGACCCAUGGUAUUCUGAAAGGGCUGCUGAUGACCUGGACCCUAGAAAGCACUUGCUCUGGGAAGAGUUGACAUGUUACCCCCCGCAUACAUUUCCCCAUCCUCCCCAAACCUGGGAAACUUUGCUCUGAAGUAUUUUCAAGGAAGCUAGUUGUGUUUUAAUGAAGUAUUUUUCAGGGUUCAAAUGUUAUUUUUUAUAAAUGCAGCAUUUUAAUGACUGAUACAAUAUGAAAGAUAUGUCUUCCUGAGCUCUAUAUUUGGUUUCAGAAGGCAGCAUACUACACAAGGAAAAAGCACAGGGCUGAAGCUCCUGGAGACAUGGCUUCUGCCCUGGCUUUGUCUCCAUCUUGCUGUGUGACUGAGGACGAGUCACGCUCUUGCUCAGUGUCUCAGUUUCCCAUAAAACGAGGAGCUUAGACUAGAUGAGCUCUGAAGUUUCAUUCAGCAAUCACAUGCUAGGGCUUUCAUCCACCACUGGCACCCCCGCUUUUCUUCGCAUUCCUCCCCCACAUAAACUGAGCUGCAUGCAUUCCAUUAAGGCUGCCCUACAGUGAUGUCCUCAGAGGCCCUAGACAGCCACCAGAUUCCUUGCCAGAGCCUGGGGUGGGCCCCAUGAUUUCGGCCACCUCGGGAUGUUUUCAUAUCUGAAGGUGUAUGGGAUUCCCAUUCAGUGGUUACCAGCCACAUUUCAUGGAAGUCCUCUCAUAUCGACACACCUAAAUCAUCUGGGGUGUUUGUGUCAUUGGGAAAUACUGAAUUUAAAGUUUUCAUUUUGGUAUGGUCCCUAAAGCUGGAGGGAGGCAGUUCUGAUUUCAGAGAGGGGACAGGCUUGGGGAGAAAGGUCCAGAGGUUGGCCCACAAGGGCAUGGAGUUUGUAUUUGAGAGCAGCUUGGAAAUGCAUUCCAAGGACAGAGGAGACUGCCUGGCAGAGGCUCUGUGUGGCAAUGAUGUUACAUCUUACUCCAGAGGCUCUGAUCUGAAGACUGAGUCUGGAUACUCCCCGUUCCACCUGGAGGAGGGGAAGGCAUCAACCCCUUGGGCUGCUAGGAAGUGGGUACCCAUCCUAGUACCUUUCUAGACCCCCCCUGUGACACUACUAUCCUCCCAGUGAAAGCUUGUGAAGCAAGAAUUGAGAGUACAAGUCAGUAUCAUCAAACCCAUCUUGUAAAUCGGCAAACACAUCAACUUUCAUCCGUCAGAGAAAUGACAUUAUAUGUUUCCUUAAUACCCUCCUUCCUGAGGGAGAGGAAGACCCCUGCUCAACUUCGCUGCCCACUCCUGCUGUGACCCUUGGGAGAACUCAUUCAUUUGCUUCGUAGUGGCAACUAUUCCUCUAGUUCUAUAACUCAACUAGACAUUUUGUAGUCAAGAAUUCUUGAAAUUCUCUAAUAAAAAGCAAUUCUUACUGUAAUAUUUUUAGUUUGGGGACACUAUUUCCUAAAGGGGGGAUUAACGAACAUUUUUAUGCAUUAGCCCAAUUUAUGAAUUCCGUGUUUAUUAUAUGGUAGUACUGAUGAAAAGUACCUUUCUAUCUGUACCUUUGCACAGUGUCUUCAUUCCUCAUCAGUAAGCUUCAUGAUGAGCAGUGCUCUCGUAACUGCUGCUUCUGUACAAAUCUUAUCAUUCUACUUACCUGUCAAAGCACAGCCUAUAUGUACUGUAAACAGAUAUCACUUUAGUAAGAUUUAGUCUUAAGGACUUUUCCACUUUUGUCAGUAACAGAUAUUUAUGGAUUAAAAAAAAAUAAAGCCGUUUCAACAUAA
Molecule: messenger RNA, 7147 nt
Organism: Hipposideros armiger (great roundleaf bat)
Lineage: Eukaryota; Metazoa; Chordata; Mammalia; Chiroptera; Hipposideridae
Gene: SHISA6
Product: shisa family member 6
Exons: 6
Biological process (GO): regulation of AMPA receptor activity; regulation of short-term neuronal synaptic plasticity
Cellular component (GO): AMPA glutamate receptor complex; postsynaptic density; postsynaptic membrane
Source: RefSeq, a predicted model, not a curated record